AAAAUAUCAAAACUUUUUCCUUUGUACAAGAAAACAAAAAUGUCGACCCACCAAAAUAAUAAACCCCAAGAAGUAGAAUUUAGCAUCUAUAGAAAUCGAGAUGGUAAUUUUUCAAACAAUAUAGAAGAUGUUGAUAAUUAUUUGAGAUUUGAAGAACAAGAAAAUUCAAAUAAAAAUUCUGAACAAAAAUCUCCAGAAUUACCAAAUAAUUCGAAUAAUUUAUCUGACUCUCAAAG
Scutellospora calospora is the source of this 236-nucleotide messenger RNA. Lineage: Eukaryota; Fungi; Glomeromycota; Glomeromycetes; Diversisporales; Gigasporaceae. The record is from the annotation of a GenBank genome assembly.